Tribolium madens (black flour beetle) is the source of this 3150-nucleotide messenger RNA. RefSeq lists its product as uncharacterized. The record is from RefSeq and is a predicted model, not a curated record. Bases 264 to 2999 code for a protein of 911 amino acids. The transcript has 6 exons. Lineage: Eukaryota; Metazoa; Arthropoda; Insecta; Coleoptera; Tenebrionidae.
GCCCAUCUCAAACCACACCAAAUCGCAUCGAAAGUGACCAAAACGUUCCUAUUUAAAAAAUCAACAGCACCAAAACCGUUUUCCGUCGUACCAAAGCACCGUGACAGAAAUUCACUCCACAACAAAAGUCAGUCACUUGCAAGAAACGGUGUUGAGUGCUAUACCGCGCGAUGAGACGCUGAAAUUGUGAUUUGUGACAAAUGUGACCAUAGGGUUAACCAAAUGAGGGAUUAUUUCAAAGCUGGUGAUAUCCAUUGCCUCCCAUGAUGAUAAUCAUGGACAGCGUGGUGAUCCCCCGUCCUCCGGCCCUCCCGCCGGUGCCCCUCGUCCCUCCUAGUGUGACAAGCACCCCUUCCGGUUUCCGUCUAAUGGAAGACCAAGGCGAUACCGGAAGUGUCUAUUCCAUCUACAAGCAAAAAAUCGACGCCAUGUUUGAAUCCGAUUCAAGUACCAAUACAAAAAACAGCGUUCAAGCACAAAUUGAGAAAAUGUUUAGUGACGUAGCCCAAGACAAUGGUAUUAUUCUAAGUGAUGGGACAACCCAUCGUUUCUCAGUCGAUUAUUUGGGUUCGGUCGGUUUAACCGAUAAAGUGACAAGUCUAGCCGGACUACAAACCCCUCUUAAAGAACUCUAUUUUGCAUAUAAAAGGACGACGAAAUUAAAAAAGACUCUAACCGGAAAAUUAGAGAUUUCCGGUCAAGGGCUGAAAGUGCAAUAUCAAGGGGAGAAAGGUGAUUUGGAACAAAUGAAUUCGUUUCCGACCAUUGCUGUGUGGUCUGCGGUCAAGUUUGUGAUACAAAAAGGGACAAGUUACGCUUUUUUGCCACUGAUUACCGAUCCUGAUAAUAUUGAUAAGAAAGCUCUGUUCCGGGAAUUGACUGAUAACGAGAAGAAAUUCAUCAAUAGUGAGACACAUUCACCACUUUUUGCCGUCGUUAUGCGCAAAAUAGGCCUUCAGAAGCAAUUAGAAUGCCACGGUUUUGUGUGUCAAACUUCCGAAGAUGCCAUCGUCAUCGCCGCAACUCUCUACAAGUCGCUAAUGGCCCACAUGAAAGCGAAGGAAAAAAGACCGAAAAACCGAAACGGAAUCACUUGUAUAUCGACUACUUCGAGCGUUUUUAACGAAAAAUCGGUCCCAAUUCGGCCCCCACGAAAAAAACGGAGCACUACUUCAUCCAUAAUUAGUGAAACUGAACAACAAGAUGUCUCUGAUACUCAACCCCUAAUCCAGAAAAAGAACGUCCGGAAAAGUAUUAAAUCGCGACCGGCCCCCAAAACCCCCGACUUUGACGCCAUUUUGCCGUACGAAGAACCGGUUAAACCGGAAGAAAUCAAACCGAAGACGUUCUCAGAUAAAAUCAAUACUUUCAUGAGUCGGGAACAGAAACAAAUCACAGCAGAAAUUAAACAAAUGAUGACUGAUAAGGUGAAAAUGGCGGAAAAUAAUGAAGGAAACAGUUUAAGGAAAAAGGAUAAUUCGGGGGAUAUCCUGACUAAAGUUACGAUACCCAGAUCGGGGAGUUUCCUUAACGCUGGGGGAUUAACGCGGUAUAAAUCGAAAGUUUCAAGAAGCAACGGCCAAGCAACCGGCGGUUCGCCUCUCGGCUUCAACGAGCUCUUCAACGAGUUCCGUCUCCAGGAAGGUCUCCACUCCAUGGACGAAAUCCUGGGUGUGAUAAUCGAUCCCGAAGGAAUGUCAUUCAACGACUUGAAACCAAUCUACAAAGAAUUCCUCCUAAAACUCUCCGUCACAUUAACAAAAGACGAACUAUACCAACGUUCAAAAUCGAUAAUGCGUCGCCAGAAGAAGAAACUUUUGCGCCGAAAUAGCCUUCAACCAAAACCCUCCUCUCAUCACAUCUUAGUCGGAAACAAAUUCAAACGUCUCAAACACAUUUUUCGAAAAAACUUAAAACUCAAACUCGGAAAAAACAAAUCUGGGUCCGACCCCGGCCCCGACCCGAAAAUCCCCGAAAGCAGUAUUUCGACAUCGAGUUACGACACUCGGCAAUUCUCGCCACGCGAAGAACAAGUGAAGAAAAUUGCUAAACGCCGCGACCGGAUUUCCACAUCGGAAGAAAGCGAUUUUUUCAGUCUGAGGCGGAAAAAAAUGUCGGGGAAUCACCACCACCAAAAUCGGAACUCUUCGAGUGGUUACGUCUCGUGUUCGGAAUGUUCGUACGACAGUGACACUUGCACUUGUGUCUCAGCCGAUAAGUGUUAUUGUUCAUUGGGCAAUAAACACGUCCCUAAGAAAAAAAAUCAAUGUGAUUGCAAUCUGGACGGUCCGGUGACGUUUUGUGGGUGUGAUACCGACUCAUGCACUGAAAGUAAUAAAUGUUAUUGUCAAAAUCCUCCCCGGAAGAGCACAAUUCAAGAACUGAAACGCCGGAGUUUGAAGAAAGACCGGAAAUUGUGUCGCAGGGCUUCGAAUUCCCGGAGUACAAAAAGUUUGGAGUACAUUGGGCCGUAUUAUGAGAAAUUGGGGUCGAAGAGGAAGAAUUACAAUGGGGUGGCGGUGGAUUAUGAGCUGUUCAGUGUGAGGAGUGGGAGAGGGAGGAGUGAAGGAAAGCACGGGAAAUAUGGCGCGAGAAAUGAUCAUCGCACAUUACAAUCCACUGCCAUUUCCGGCGCCUGUACCGAAGCCCUCUCCGUGAAAAAAUCCGCCGAAAUCGCGGCCCUCUUCGCCGACAUCAAACUGAGCCAAACCACCGACAUUGCCCAUUUGACACCCCGGACUUGUGACAUGGACACGAUUAUUUCAUCCCGGAACGCUUACAACAAACUGAAAUCGCAACACGAUGCCAAAAAAAUCAUUCAAAAUGGGCUCUAUGUGAGGAAUAAUCCCAAAAUGUACAGUGCCCGAAAUGGGCUAUACACCAUCCAGAGCCAAUCGGACGAAUCCAGACGCUCCAGUUUGAGCGAAGACAAAAACUAUUUUGAUUUGACAAAAAAAAACAGCAGUAAUCUGGAAAAUUCGUUAGGUUAUCUGCCCUAGUGGGGAAAAAAUGCCAUUUCUUUCGUUUUGGGGGGGUUAAAGAUUCGGUAGGGUUGCUAGAGGGAGACUAUUUUAAUUAAGUGCAAUAACAUGAAAUGUGCAAUAUUCUUAUUUAUGUGCAAUAAUUAGCUAUAAGAAAUAAAGAUUUUAU